Messenger RNA from Dothidotthia symphoricarpi CBS 119687, 1613 nucleotides. RefSeq names its product MFS sugar transporter-like protein. Lineage: Eukaryota; Fungi; Ascomycota; Dothideomycetes; Pleosporales; Dothidotthiaceae. Gene Ontology annotation, biological process: transmembrane transport; carbohydrate transport. Gene Ontology annotation, molecular function: carbohydrate:proton symporter activity. The record is from RefSeq and is a predicted model, not a curated record. The coding region runs from base 1 to 1521 and encodes 506 amino acids. The transcript has 6 exons. Gene Ontology annotation, cellular component: membrane.
AUGGCGAUCCCUCCUAAGUGGUACCAGUUCCUUGUAGGACUCUUUGCGUCCCUGGGUUCGCUGCUGUUUGGUUAUGAUUUGGGUGUUAUCGCCCAAGUCAUUGCUUCGCAGUCCUUCAACAGCGAGUUCAAACCUACCACAGCCGAAACCGGAGCAGUUGUGUCCGUCUUUACGGGCGGAGCCGUCUUCGGAGCUGCAUUCGCCGGUCCAUCGGGUGAUAAGCUGGGACGGAGAAAGACCAUCCUCAUCGGCGCUACAGUCUUCUGCCUUGGCGGUGCUCUCCAGACUGGCGCGAGGGGUUUGUCAUACCUCUAUGCUGGACGUGCCAUUGCCGGUAUUGGUGUUGGUAUGCUUUGCAUGAUCAUUCCUGUGUACCAGGGAGAGUUGGCCCAUCCAAGCAUUCGUGGUCGUGUCACUGCUCUCCAGCAGUUCAUGCUUGGCGUGGGAGCUUUGCUUGCCGCCUGGAUUUCUUAUGGAACAUACGUCGGUUUCGCACCUACCAACAGUGGCCAAUGGCGUACCCCUCUUGGUAUCCAGAUCAUUCCUGCUCUCGUCCUUGCAGCUCUUAUCCUUCUCUUCCCCGAAUCGCCCCGCUGGCUCAUCGACCAUGGAAGAGUUGACGAUGGACUCCGAACAUUGGCGAAGUUGCACGCUCAUGGCAAUGUGAACGACCCUUGGGUUCAGGCCGAGUUUCAGCAAAUUCAAGAGACCAUUGCCUACGAGCAUGAGCAUGAGGCCAAGUCGUAUGUUGAGCUCUUCAAGGACAGGUCCUGCUUCCGCCGAGUCUUCCUUGCUUGUGCGAUCCAGGCUUCCAUUCAGAUGACUGGUGUUUCUGCGAUCCAGUACUACUCAGUUUCCAUUUACAAGAUGAUGGGUAUCGCCGGAGACGAGACCUUGAAGUACCAGGCCAUCUCUUCAGUCAUCGCUCUCAUUGCUCAGUUCCUCUGCAUCCUCUUCAUCGACAAGUUUGGACGUCGCUGGCCCCUGAUUCUCGGUAACCUUGGAAACAUGGUAACCUUUAUCAUUGCAACGAUCCUGCUAGCCAAAUUCCCACCUGGAUCUAGCAGCAACAAGGCUGCAUCAUGGGGAUUCAUUAUAAUUACCUGGGUGUACAACUUCAGCUUCAGUGCUACUUGCGGACCGCUGUCCUGGAUCAUUCCUGCGGAAAUCUUUGACACCAAGACGCGAUCAAAGGGUGUCUCGAUAGCGACUGUGAUAUCCUUCGUUUUCAACACCAUGAUCGGCCAAGUCACGGGACCGGCUAUGGAGGCGGUCGGAUGGCGAUACUACCUUCUGUUCGUCAUUGGCAAUUUCACCAAUGCGAUAUUCUUCUACUGUUUCCUUCCGGAGACUGCCAAGCGUCCUCUAGAGGAGAUGAACCAUCUCUUCAAGAAUGCGCCUCUCUUCGUUCCAGGCAUGGAUAAGCGCGAAUGGGCUCCUGGUGUCGAUUUGGAGCGUCGUGUUGAGCAGGUUGAGGCCAAGCAGGGAUCUGUCUCUCACCAUGAGGUUACUACCUAUUGAUGGUAGUUCCCAGUACGAUUUCUUCGUAUGGUUGGUGGUCAUUAGUGAUCUGGGGUUGCCUCAGGCAACGUGUAGUACAGCGGAAUACUAUU